This is a messenger RNA of Anolis sagrei ordinatus, 9158 nucleotides long. It is a transcript of the gene SDK2, whose product is annotated as sidekick cell adhesion molecule 2. Gene Ontology annotation, molecular function: protein binding. Gene Ontology annotation, biological process: cell-cell adhesion. The record is from RefSeq and is a predicted model, not a curated record. NCBI's taxonomy places the organism in Eukaryota, Metazoa, Chordata, Lepidosauria, Squamata, Anolidae.
GGAGGGGGAGGAGGAGGAGGAGGAGGAGGCCGCGCGGACCGUGCCGCCGAGACAGAGGCAGGGAGAGACGAGCGCCUUCUCCGCAGCCGAAGAGAGCCUUCCCCGCGCCGCCUUUUUGGAUUUGGGGGAAGAGCAAGCACCCGCCCACGAAGGCUGCCGCCGGCUCUGAGGAUGCCUCGCCGGCUGGGUUAAAGGCGGGAGGAAGAAGAAAGGGAGGAAGAAGAAGGAGGAACGGGCAGGCAGGAGCGGACCCCGUCUUGCCCUCCCCAAAACUUUUCCCGAGGAAACAACUUCGCUCCGCCUGCGAUGCGGGGGGUUCGUGGUGCUCCUUUUCCCCGCUUCUCCCGCGCCUCCACCCCCCUCCGGAGCCUCGGGUGAGGUUCCUCCCGACCGCCGCGCUCCCUCUCCUCGCCCUGUUGAGCCUCCGCAGCUCGCAGCACAAGCCCCGGGUGCCCCGAAGCCUCCCCCCUCCAUCCCACCCGCGGAUCUGCUCCGGAGGCGCCGAGCGAAGCCCUCACUCCGGAGGAUGAAGCGGCUGCUUCGGGGAGCAGCCGCCCUUGCCCGCCCCUCCUUGGACUGCUUCCCCUGAAAGCGGGGCCUUCCUUGAAGCGGACCCCGCUCUCCUCCUUGCUUCGGAUCCUGGGAAGGACUCCCAGGAGGGGGAUCUAUCUGUCUUCUCUCCAUCCAUCCAUCCACCUCUCCGGCGAAGUUCUUCCUCUCCUCCCAGCCUGGAAGGAAUGGGCAACUCCUGGGAGCUCGUGGGCUGGGCGCUCUUCCUGGCUCUGGUGGGCAUCCUCGCCGCCUCGGCUCAAGAUGAUGUUUCCCCAUAUUUCAAGACAGAGCCGGUGCGCACUCAGGUCCAUCUGGAGGGUAAUCGCUUGGUCCUGACCUGCAUGGCAGAAGGCAGCUGGCCUCUUGAGUUCAAAUGGCUGCACGACAACAGGGAGCUGACCAAAUUCUCAUUGGAAUACAGGUACAUGAUCACAUCCUUGGACCGUACCCAUGCCGGCUUCUACCGUUGUAUCGUGCGCAAUCGCAUGGGAGCCCUGCUGCAAAGGCAGACUGAAGUUCAGGUGGCAUACAUGGGGAGCUUUGAAGGAAGUGAGAAGCAGCAAAGUGUCUCUCAUGGUGAAGCUGCUGUCAUCCGCGCCCCCCGCAUUGCCAGUUUCCCUCGCCCACAAGUCACUUGGUUCCGAGAUGGCCGCAAAAUCCCUCCCAGCAGCCGCAUAGCUAUCACCCUGGAGAACACUCUUGUGAUCCUAUCAACAGUGGCCCCUGAUGCUGGACGGUACUACGUGCAGGCUGUAAAUGACAAGAAUGGAGAUAAUAAGACCAGCCAACCUAUCACACUCACCGUGGAGAAUGUAGGUGGCCCAGCAGAUCCCAUUGCACCAACCAUUAUUAUCCCACCACGCAACACCAGCGUAGUAUCUGGUACAUCAGAAGUGACCCUUGAAUGUGUGGCCAAUGCAAGGCCACUGAUCAAGCUGCACAUCAUCUGGAAAAAGGGCGGUGUCCCUGUGUCCACUGGUAUCAGUGACUUUAACCGGCGCCUGACAAUUCUCAACCCCUCACUGAGUGACAGUGGCUACUACGAGUGUGAAGCAGUGCUGCGCAGUAGCAGCGUCCCCUCUGUGGUUCGAGGAGCCUACCUCUCUGUGUUGGAGCCACCUCAGUUUACCAAGGAACCAGAGAGACACAUUACAGCUGAGAUGGAGAAGGUAGUUCAGAUUCCAUGCCAGGCCAAAGGUGUGCCUCCACCCCGUAUGUUUUGGUACAAGGAUGCAGUGCUACUUGCUGUGGAAAGACUUGCACGUUUCCAGCUCCUUGCCAAUGGGAGCCUGCAGAUCAGUGGAUUAGUGCCAGAUGACACAGGCAUGUUCCAGUGUUUUGCCCGCAAUGCUGCUGGUGAGGUGCAGUCCUCCACAUACCUGGCUGUCACCAGUAUUGCCCCUAACAUAACCAAAGGACCUCUGGACAGCACAGUGAUUGAUGGAAUGGCAGUGGUGCUCAACUGUGAGACCUCAGGGGCUCCCAGGCCAGCUAUCACCUGGCAGAAAGGUAAUGGCGAACGAAUCCUGGCCAGUGGCUCAAUCCAGCUUCCUCGUUUUACACUGCUGGAGUCAGGAAGCCUCCUCAUCAGCCCUGCACGGAUCUCAGAUGCAGGCAGCUACACUUGCCUGGCCACCAACUCCCGUGGAGUCGAUGAAGCCUCUGCUGAGCUUGUCGUCUGGGCCCGGACUCGCAUCACCAAUCCACCUCAGGACCAAAGUGUUAUCAAAGGCACCAAGGCUUCCAUGACUUGUGGAGUGACCCACGACCCCAGUGUAAUUGUUCGGUUCAUGUGGGAAAAGGAUGGUGCAGCACUGAAUGUAGAGAAUGUGCCGCGCUUGCGACUGGAAACCACAGGGACUUUACACAUUGCUCAAACCUGGUCAGGUGAUAUUGGCACCUACACCUGUCGAGUGGUGUCAGCUGGAGGCAAUGAUUCUCGCAAUGCUCACCUACGAGUCCGGCAGCUCCCCCAUGCACCAGAAAACCCAAUUGGCAUGCUGAGUGCUAUGGAGAAACGUGCCAUCAACUUGACGUGGACCAAACCCUUUGAUGGGAAUAGCCCACUGCUGCGGUACAUCCUUGAAGUCUCAGAGAACAAUGCUCCCUGGACAGUGCUCAUGGCCAGUGUGGACCCUGAAGUUACUUCAGUGCUGGUAAGAGGAUUGGUUCCUGCUCGUUCAUACCAGUUCCGACUCUGUGCAGUCAAUGAUGUGGGCAAAGGCCAGUUCAGCAAGGACACCGAGAGAGUGUCCCUCCCUGAAGAACCCCCCACAGCACCUCCACAAAAUGUUAUUGCCAGUGGCCGCACAAACCAGUCCAUCAUGAUACAGUGGCAACCGCCACCUGAAAACCACCAGAAUGGGAUCCUAAAAGGCUACAUCAUCAGAUUUUGCCUGGCUGGCUUGCCUGUUGGCUACCAGUUCAGGAACAUCACUAAUGCUGAUGUCAACAAUCUGCUGCUUGAAGAUCUGAUCAUUUGGACCAACUAUGAGAUUGAGGUAGCUGCAUACAACAGCGCUGGACUUGGCGUCUACAGUUCCAAAGUCACUGAAUGGACUCUCCAGGGGGUUCCCACCGUGUCCCCUGGUAAUGUGCAGGCUGAGGCCACCAACUCCACCGCCAUUCGCUUCACCUGGAACCCUCCCAGUCCCCAGUUUGUCAAUGGCAUCAACCAAGGCUACAAGCUGAUUGCCUGGGAACCAGCGCAAGAAGAAGACAUGACUGUGGCAACAGUGAGGCCUAAUUUCCAAGAUAAUAUCCAUGUGGGCUACAUCUCAGGCCUCAAGAAGUUCACUGAAUAUUUUACAUCAGUGCUGUGCUUCACCACACCAGGCGACGGACCCCGCAGCCCACCGCAGCUGGUGCGCACCCAUGAGGAUGUUCCGGGUCCAGUGGGCCACCUCAGCUUCAACGAGAUCCUGGACACAUCUCUGAAGGUCAGCUGGCAAGAGCCCCUAGAAAAGAAUGGCAUUCUAACAGGCUACCGGAUCUCUUGGGAGGAAUACAACCGCACAAAUACACGUGUGACGCAUUAUCUGCCCAAUGUAACCCUUGAAUACCGGGUCACUGGCCUCACAGCCCUCACCACGUACACCAUUGAAGUGGCAUCCAUGACUUCAAAGGGACAAGGACAACUUUCCUCAUCCACUAUUUCCUCUGGAGUUCCACCAGAACUUCCUGGGGCUCCUACCAACCUGGGCAUCUCCAACAUUGGUCCCCGCUCAGUCACACUACAGUUCCGUCCUGGUUAUGAUGGCAAAACAUCCAUUUCCAGGUGGCAGGUAGAGGCACAGGUGGGUCAGACUGGUGAGACUGAAGAGUGGACCCUGAUCCACCAAUUGUCUAAUGAGCCAGAUAUCCGUUCCAUGGAGGUGCCCAACCUUAAUCCUUACACAUACUACAGCUUCCGCAUGCGACAGGUGAAUAUCGUGGGCACUAGCCCACCCAGCCUGCCUUCCCGCAAGAUCCAGACGUUGCAGGCGCCACCUGACAUAUCUCCUGCCAAUAUCACAUUGCGAACAGCCAGCGAAACCAGCCUCUGGCUGCGAUGGAUGCCCCUGCCAGAGACGGAGUACAAUGGCAGCCCCGAGUCUGUAGGCUACCGGUUGCGCUACUCACGCUUAGAUGGCCGUAGUCGCACAAUGACCAACACCAUCCAUGACCGCAUGGAACGUGAAUUCACCAUUGAGGACCUGGAAGAAUGGACUGAGUACCGAGUCCAGGUGCAGGCCUUCAAUGCCAUUGGGCCUGGGCCAUGGAGUCAGACCGUGGUGGGGCGAACCCGGGAGUCAGUGCCUUCAUCAGGGCCCACCAACAUCUCAGCCCUGGCAACUACAUCCACUUCUAUGCUGGUGCGAUGGAAUGAUAUCCCCGAGGGUGACCGAAAUGGACUUGUACUGGGCUACAAGGUCAUGUAUAAAGAAAAGGAUUCAGAUGCCAGGGCCCAGUUCUGGUUAGUGGAAGGCAAUGCCUCACGGAGUGCCCAGCUGAUAGGCUUGGGCAAGUAUGUGCUGUAUGAGAUCCGGGUGCUGGCUUUCACCCGCAUUGGUGAUGGUGUCCCCAGUAAUCCACCCAUCCUUGAGCGCACUCUGGAUGAUGUGCCAGGGCCCCCAGUGGGCAUUCUCUUCCCUGAAGUGAGAACAACUUCUGUACGGCUAAUCUGGCAACCACCAGCUGCUCCCAAUGGUAUCAUUCUGGCAUACCAGAUCACCCACCGCCUCAAUACCACAACUGCUAAUUCAGCCAAUGUGGAAGUCCUCAACCCUAGCGCUCGCCAGUUUACUGCUACUGGACUUAGACCCGAAUGCACAUAUCUCUUCCGUAUUACAGCACAAACCCGAAAGGGUUGGGGCGAAGCAGCAGAAGCACUGGUGGUCACAACAGAGAAGAGAGACCGUCCCCAACCUCCUAGCAAGCCAGUUGUGUUGCAGGAAGAUGUCAAGGCAAGGAGUGUGCUACUCUCCUGGGAGCCAGGCAGUGAUGGUCUCUCCCCAGUCCGGUACUAUACGGUGCAAACACGGGAACUCCCUGAUGGGAAAUGGGUGCUACAUUCUGCCUCUGUCAACCACAAUACAACAUCCUUCAUAGUCAACAGACUGAAGCCUUUCACCAGCUACAAAUUCCGGGUCAAGGCAACCAAUGACAUUGGUGACAGCGCAUACAGUGAAGAGUCAGAAUCCCUCACCACUCUACAAGCUGCCCCAGAAGAAGCUCCCACCAUCUUGUCAGUGACACCUCACACCACCACAUCUGUCUUGAUCCGCUGGCAGGCUCCAUCUGAGGACAAAAUCAAUGGCAUCUUGCUCGGCUUCCGUAUUCGCUAUCGAGAGCUGGCCUACGAAGGUAUGAGGGGCUUCACCACACGCAGUAUUGGCAAUCCCAACGCAAGAUGGACAGAGCUAACCACAACUUAUGCCAUGAAGAACUUGACCGAGGCCUCCCUCACACAGUAUGAGCUGGACAAUCUGAACAAACACCGGCGCUAUGAGAUUCGAAUGACUGUCUACAAUGCUGUGGGUGAGGGGCCCACCAGUUCACCACAGGAGGUCUUUGUUGGGGAAGCUGUCCCCACAGCUGCACCACAGAACGUGGCCAUCCAAACUACUACAGCCACCCAGCUUGACAUCACGUGGGAGCCACCACCUCCUGAGGCACAGAAUGGCGACAUCCAAGGCUAUAAGAUCUAUUUCUCAGAGGCCCAGCGGCACAAUGAAACUGAAAAGGUGAAGACACUUUUCCUACCAGAGAAUAGUGUCAAACUAAAGAACCUGACUGGCUACACUGCCUAUCUCAUCAGCAUCCUGGCUUUCAAUGCUGCAGGUGAUGGACCCCGCAGUCCACCUAUCAAGGGGAGGACCCAGCAAGCAGCCCCCAGCUCCCCAGGCUCGAUCAAGUUCAGUGAACUCACCACCACUUCUGUAAAUGUGUCCUGGGAGCCACCCAUCUUCCCCAAUGGGAUCCUUGAAGGCUACCGUCUUAUCUAUGAGCCCUGCAUGCCUGUGGAUGGUGAGCGUCUUAGAGGUGUCAGCAAGAUUGUUACAGUGGACGUGAAAGGGAACAGCCCCCUCUGGUUGAAAGUCAAGGACCUGGCAGAAGGAGUCACAUACCGGUUUCGAAUCCGAGCAAAGACUUUCACUUACGGGCCAGAAGUGGAAGCCAAUAUCACAACAGGCCCAGGAGAAGGUGCUCCAGGACCGCCAGGUGAGCCCUUCAUCUCCAGGUAUGGCUCAGCUAUCACCAUCCACUGGUCUAGUGGUGACCCAGGCAAAGGGCCAAUCACCAGAUACGUUAUCGAGGCACGUCCUUCAGAUGAGGGACUCUGGGAUAUUCUCAUUAAGGAUAUCCCCAAAGAAGUGACUUCAUACACCUUUAGCAUGGACAUUUUGAAGCAAGGUGUCAGCUAUGACUUCCGAGUCAUUGCUGUCAAUGACUAUGGCUAUGGGACACCCAGCGCUCCCUCCCCAUCAGUCUCAGCUCAGAAAGCCAAUCCCUUCUAUGAAGAGUGGUGGUUCCUGGUGGUCAUUGCUUUGGUGGGACUCAUCUUCAUCCUUCUCCUGGUCUUUGUCCUUAUAAUCCGUGGGCAGAGCAAGAAGUAUGCUAAGAAGUCAGACUCUGGAGGCAACUGUAAGUCGAAUGCACUCGGACAUGGUGAGAUGGUCAGUCUGGAUGAGAGCAGUUUUCCUGCUCUGGAACUGAACAACCGUCGCCUGUCAGUGAAAAACUCUUUCUGCCGGAAAAAUGGAAUAUAUACAAGGUCCCCACCAAGACCUAGCCCUGGUUCCCUGCACUACUCAGAUGAAGAUGUUACCAAGUACAAUGACCUCAUUCCAGCCGAGAGCAGCAGCCUUACAGAAAAGCCUUCAGAGAUCUCUGAUUCACAGGGAAGUGACAGUGAGUAUGAAGUGGAGCAAAACCACCAGAAAGCCCAUUCCUUUGUCAACCAUUACAUCAGUGAUCCAACGUAUUACAACUCAUGGAGACGCCAACAGAAGGGCAUUUCACGGGCUCAGGCCUACAGCUAUACAGAGAGUGACUCGGGUGACCCGGACCAGUGCCCAAUGUCCAACAGCACCAGCACCCAACAGGGCAGUCUCUUUCGGCCCAAAUCCAGUAGGACUCCAACCCCACAAACCCCAGUCAACCCUCCCAGCCAGCAGAGCACCCUUUACCGCCCUCCCAGUAGCCUUGCCCCUGGGUCCAGAGCUCCUAUUGCUGGGUUUUCUUCUUUUGUUUGACAUUUCUAAAGGCAAGAAGAAGAAAGAGAGAAAAUGGUUAAGAAGAUAAAAUCAUGGAGUUAAUAAUAACAAUAAUGAAGAACAUUUUGGUCCAGAAUUAUUAUUUUUAAGAGACGAAGAGAAGAUCAUGUGGGAGACAAUCAGUCAUAGCUGAGUUUGGAACCAUUGACUGCUGCUGUCACAUCUAGUAUUUCACAGUGCUCUUCAAAAACUACCUGUCUGAAAAUGGUAUACCAGGAGCAAGACAGGAUACAGCUCUGUCCUCAGGCCUAGUGCUGAAGGAAGUAAGGAAGGAUGGAUGGAUGGCAACAGGGUACAAGACUGGGAACCCCAAAGCUAAGGCAGCGUUUGGUACUGCAGACCACCUCCUUGCAGGUCAACUCACAGACAGGGAAGGAAACGGUGAACUGGCAUUUCUCAAAUAGUCUCUGUGCAUUUUCUUUCUUUCUUUCUUUCUUUCUUUUCUCCAACCAAAGCUUUCCUCGGAGGGGAACGGGUUUGGGCUCUACAAGCGAUAAACAUGAGCCAGCUGGACUGCUGCAAUCAGAGCUGUUUAAUGCAGGACCUGCAAGCGCGGUGUGCAAGUGACUGGCCAACAGGAAUACGCUCCAGGCGGCUAGCAACUGGCCUGUGGAAGAGCAAGACUGCUAUAUCAUGAUAGCAGUGGGAGCUAAGGAACUGGAACAACACUGAAGGGAUCCACAUUCUCUGAGGCUGUAAUGAAGGAACAAUAGACGUGUAGGCUGGUGAACAACCUCUCUGGCACUCAGGCCAGUUUUGCCUCCAGUUUGCUCUUCUGCUCGCAGUUGGAACAUUUGCAAACAUUAACCAAACUGAAUGGUGCUGACUAAAGAAAGUGUGGUUUCUUUUUGUAUAUUUUGAGGUGAGGAUAGGAGACUAUAUUUGAGAACAGUUAGAAGGAAGCUAAUGAAUUCCAAUUGUAUCACCUCAGCAGAAAGUGUCUUCCCUGGAGCUUUGUGGGAGAGCUGAGCCACUGCAGCCAAACCAAGCCACAAGGCAGAACCCCCACCCCACAUGGUCUCAGCGCCCCGUCGUCUUCUCGGUUCUUUCCCCCCAUUCACUUCAUUGGGCAGGGGAAGAGAGAAAGGAAAGGGGGAAGCCCCAAUCCAAUUCAAGUGCAAUUCGAGGGGGUGUUCAGGGACAGGAUAUAAACUUGACCAUUUAAAUGCUGCACGGCCUCUAGGUACUGGCUUUAGAAAGGAUAACCUCAGUGGGCUGUACUUCAGCCCCACUGCAGCGUUUUCUCUCCUCCUGGUGGUAUCAAAACAAAACAUUCUCUUCAGUUCCAUAGAAAAGGAGAGUUUGUCCCCAAUUCCCCUUUUAUAUUGUUGUUUUAGUUUUUCACAACUCACAACACACAAAGGAGGAGGGAGGGACUGCUAGUGGUGAGAUGGAUUCAAAGUGGUAGCCCCCUCCUCCCUCAAUUUUUUGGUUUUGUUUUGUUUUGAAUUCUAUUUUAGCACAAGGUUAUGGAGGAGGUAGGUGGGAAGUUUUUUGUUUGUUCAUUUUGGCCUAGCAGACCAUGAAUACACAUACACACACAGUGCCUACUGAGCCCCAAGAUCUGCGGUGGCCAUCUUCUCCCCUCCCCUCCGGCAGAAUCAUGGGUUAGAGCAAAAAACAAAAAAAGUGGUAGAACAACGAGGAAAAGAGGGGAGGAAAAGAAAAUGGGAGCCUUCUGCUCUACCUGUAUGACCUUCUUUCCUGGAAGUGCUAGGGAUAUAGUGAUGCCCUUUACGCAACCCUCACCUCACCCCAUGCCUUUAUUUGCACAUUGUUUUCAAAGCCUGGUUUACAAAGGAUUGAGCCUGGAACAUAGGGUCCUUUUAAUAAAGAAUCAAAAGGCAA